Messenger RNA from Talpa occidentalis (Iberian mole), 1063 nucleotides. RefSeq names its product outer dense fiber of sperm tails 3 (gene CIMAP1A). NCBI's taxonomy places the organism in Eukaryota, Metazoa, Chordata, Mammalia, Eulipotyphla, Talpidae. Gene Ontology annotation, cellular component: cytoskeleton; outer dense fiber. The record is from RefSeq and is a predicted model, not a curated record.
GGGAGGCCCUCUCCUCUCCCCUGUUCCAGACCCCCUAGCACCAAGGCCGGGGGCGCCUCUGAGGAGCUUGGUCCGCAGGGUGCUCUGGGGGCUGCAGCUGGACCCGAGAGCCAUGGCGGAGGAUGUGUGGGUGGGCACCUGGAGGCCGCACCGCCCCAGGGGGCCCAUCAUGGCCCUCUACAGCAGCCCGGGGCCCAAGUACCUGAUCCCGCCCUCCACGGGUUUUGUGAAGCACACGCCCACCAAGUGGCGGGCGCCAGCCUACAGCUUCCGGGGGGCCCCCAUGCUGCUGGCAGAGAACUGCUCCCCGGGGCCCCGCUACAGCGUGAACCCCAAGAUCCUGAGGACUGGCAAUGACCUCGGCCCCGCCUACUCCAUCCUGGGGCGCUACCACACCAAGACCCUGCUGACCCCUGGCCCCGGGGACUACUUUCCGGAGAGAUCGGCCAAGCACGUGCUCGACGCAGCGCCCAGCCACUCCAUUUCCGCCCGGACCAAGACCUUCCGUGUGGACAGCACCCCAGGCCCCGCCGCCUACAUGCUGCCCGUGGUGAUGGGGCCCCGCGCGGUGGGGAAGGCCUCCCAGCCCUCCUUCUCCAUCAAGGGCCGCAGCAAGCUGGGCAGCUUCAGCGAUGACCUGCACAAGACGCCGGGCCCCGCGGCCUACCGCCAGACCGACGUGCAGGUGACCAAGCACAAGGCGCCACAGUACACCAUGGCCGCCCGGGUGGAGCCCCGAGACAAGACCCUCAAGCCAGGGCCGGGCGCCCACAGCCCCGAGAAGGUAACUGUCACCAAGCCCUGGGCCCCCGUCGUCACCUUCGGCAUCAAGCACUCCGACUACAUGGCACCCCUGGUUGUGGAUGUGGAGUAGGUCCCGCUGGUCCUCCGCACGUCCCCGGGGCCUUCCCGGCCAGCAGGAGGCCCCGCUGGCCUGGCUGCAGGGCAGGGCACCUGCUGGGACACCGGGAGCAAUUAUUUUUUUCUACAAGGUUUUCCCACUUGCUAAGCUUCUUCCCUUCUGUGCCGACAGUCAAUAAACCAUGGACUCCAUUGGUCUGGG